AUAUGAAUUCAUACAUCUGUCAGCCUCAGCAAACCCAAGAAGGAAAAAAAAAUGUGACUGUGAGCUACUUUUUGAAUUCAUUGUCCCACAAUCUGUCAUCUAUUAAAGGAGGGUCGUGAUUUGGAGUCAAUGCACAGCACAUUUCUGAACACGCUGUCUGGAUUUAUUGUGCAGAAAAUAGUCGACAGGAUGCAAAACACAGUGCAGGAACUGAAAGCACCUUCAUAUGAGUUUAACAGCAGUCCUGUCGUGCAGCAGAGCUGCUGCUGCUGCUGCAGAGCCGCUGUAAUGUGCCUGGGACAGAUUUAAUGAUAGGGAGAAUAAAAAAUAAAAAAAAAGGUAAUUGUCUGCAGGAUGGUGUCUGUGCGCGCUGAAACGUCCUGAUGGUGUCAUGGUGUUAAACGCGCUGUUAGUAAUGAUGCCUCACAAUUAAUUGGCUGAUGGUGAGGCUGGUUAUGAUGUAAUCUCUGCCUCCCUCUCUCCAGCCCCCUCCCUUCACUCGCUCCCCCUCUCUCUCUCUCUCUCUCUCUCCCGUAUCCCCACCUCUUUUCCGUCUUUCUCUCCUAUCCUAACCAACAUGGCCGCUAAGUCGGAUGGAGCAGCGGUGUCUGUGGAAGAUGACAACACGCCCAGGAGCCUCUCGGAGCCGGGGAACCCCGUCGCCCGGCCCCGCUGCAGCGCCGCCGGCGGGAAACCCUACACCAUGCUGGACUGCUGCUGGGUGCUCUGCGCCCUGCUCGUCUUUUUCUCCGACGGCGCGACCGACCUGUGGCUGGCCGCCGACUACUACCUGAGAGGUGACUACUGGUGGUUCGGCUUGACGCUCGUCUUCGUCGUGGUGCCCUCGGCUGUCGUCCAGGUAUUGAGUUUCAGGUGGUUCGUGUACGACUACUCGGAUCUGAGCAGCGGGGACGGAACAGCGAGCGGCAGCGGGACCGGAGCGGCGGCGGCGGCAGGCGCGGCAGUCGGAGCGGCCACGGCGGGCGACACUUUAAGCACCAAGGACAGCGACCAGCGCGGUGGGUGCGCGGUGACGGGGAACGCCGCGAAUGCUACCCCGGUUUACACGUCCUCUGCCCCGCCUGCGACGGCGGGGAGAGUCGGGGCCCCCCGGAGGUGCUGCACCGUCUGCAUGUGGGUCUUUCAAACCGUGCUCCAUGUCCUGCAGCUGGGGCAAGUCUGGAGGUACAUCCACGCCCUCUACCUGGGCGCCCAGAGCCGCUGGCACAGCGACGGGCCCCGCCGUCACUUCCACUGGCGGCUGAUGUUUGAGAGCGCUGACAUCACCAUGCUCCGCCUGCUGGAAGCCUUCCUGAAGUCGGCUCCGCAGCUCGUCCUCCAGCUGAGCAUCAUGAUCCACGGAAACACCGUCCUCCCUCUGCAGGGUCUCUCUGCCUCUGCCUCCCUGGUCUCCCUGGCCUGGAUGAUUGCCUCCUACCAGAAGGUUCUGCGAGACUCCCGCGACGACAAGCUGCCCAUGUCCUACAAGGCCGUCAUUACCCAGAUGCUGUGGCACUUCUUCACCAUCGGGGCGAGGACUGUGGCCUUCGCCCUCUUUGCUUCUGUCUUCCAGCUUUACUUCGGCAUAUUCAUCGUCAGCCACUGGUGUGUCAUGACCUUUUGGAUCAUCCAAGGUGAGACCGACUUCUGCAUGUCCAAGUGGGAGGAAAUCAUCUACAACAUGGUUGUGGGUAUCAUCUACAUCUUCUGCUGGUUCAAUGUCAAGGAGGGCCCCAGCCGCUUCCGUAUGACCGUCUACUACUCUGUCACGCUGGCUGAGAACGUGGCACUCACGGCUGCCUGGUACACAUACCGCGGCCCGCACACCUCCGACUCCUACGCCCUGGUGGUGGUGUGCUUGGUGGCUUGCAGCUUUGCCCUGGGAACCUUCUUCAUGUUGGUGUACUACUGCUGGCUGCACCCUGACGGGCCUGUUCUGGGCUCCCAGUGGGGAGGAUGUGUGGACGAGGGCGCGGUGGGAGGAGGAGGGGUGGCGGGAGUGAUUGAUGCUUGUCUCACCCCAUCCCAAGGGUCCCAAACAGACAUGGUGAUUACCAGCCCUCCGAGAACUCUCCCUAGGACUAAAGACACAGGGGAGCCGGUUCCUGGGGAGCGAGAAAGGGACAGAGACAGGGACAGUUGCCUGCCUGUCUUCCAGGUACGUCCCUCCCCUUCCUCCUCUCCUGCACUCCUUCACAGGACCUCCUCCUCAUCCCGUGCACAGGAGGGCCCCGUGAUCCGGAUCGACCUCCCGAGAAAACGAUACCCGGCCUGGGAUGCGCACUUUAUCGAUCGGCGCCUCCGCAAGACCAUUCUGCUUCUGGAGACCACAUCAGCCGUCAGCCCCAGGAUACAGUACAGGAGUAGCAUGAUGGGCAGCAAAGAGGUAUUAGAAUACGAGACAACUGUCUAAGCCAACAGGGGCUCUUAAACUUAAAAGUGCAGUCUGGGACCAAGGCUCAGCCUGAGAUCAGUUCUCAUCCCAGGACUACCUACGCCAGAGAAGCAUGGAAAGGUGACACAGAGUGUCAGGCAACUCUUUUAAGAACAAAAGGUUGUCAAAACUUGAUUGUAAAAUGUAAAGCGCAAUCUGUGACCAAGGCUCUUCCCUUAGGGCGCGGUCCAGGAGUAAGUAGCAUGAAUGAGCCGUGGGAAGUAAAUGGAGUAACACUGAACUGGGAUAAUCUUCAUCUUUUCUCAAAGCUUGGAGGUGAGAAAUUGAAUCUCUCAUCCUGGGACCGAGGAGUGUUAGAUUUUGUUUCAUCAUGCAUGGUCAGAACAAGACGUAAAAGGAUUUGAGAGCAAUGAAGUUGUGGAGUUUGAGAUAACUGAGAAACAGUCUGAUGCAUGAACUCGAGCCUCGGACUCCGGAGAAUCAACAGAGACUUACCAGGGAACUUUUAGAGACUUGGUUGCUAGAGUUUGCACAGGACAUGCAAUCAUUUUGGUUUGGUAGCAAAAAAGACGCUGACAGAAAAUAAAUACAGCUUCAGUGAUUUGCAGGUCGAAGGAUACCUAAACGUCUGUAAUAAAGCUGGGCUGAAUUUGAUUGAAAAGAUUUCUGUUUAGAAACAUAGGUUACAUAUCAUAGGUUAGAUUGGUGUUUAAACAGCACUUAAAUUAGUAUGUAUAUUUCAGUAAAUAUUAUAGUAAAGCAGGACGUAACUACAUGAUGAAAUAGACUAAAAAUGUAACUCAAUCUAUAAUGUAGAUGUCUCACUUUUCAAACAAAUCCAGUCCAGUUUUAAUCGACAUACAGAUUUCUUUCUGCCUCCAAAUCACCAAUUCAUUCACAGAGUAUGCUUCAUACUGUAAGAAAUGUUAUACAUGCAGUUGACAUUACAGCCGAGAGACAGAGAGGAUUUCACAUUUUUUAUUUAUUAUGCCGUCAUUCCUCCAAAAGGUUGCAUGUCCUUCACAAACGUCGGUAACAGCCCUCUGUCCGUGGUGUCUAAAGACAAAUGCAGUCUCAUACUUUGGGCUCCAGUCUCAUGAGAACACAAGGACCCAUGAAAUGUAGGAUCACAAGUCUCACAGUUUAGGUCCAGAUGGUUUUUGAAACUUAGGCCUGAGUGACAGGUGUUAACAGUACAUCCAUAUGUGAUACACAAACAGCCAUAGCAAAAGUCCCAGUUUACAUCCCAGCUGCUCCGUCACCCCUCGACCUGAAGGAGGACUUGUUUGGGGGAAAAAAUCGAUCAGGACUGGAUGUAAGGAUGUAAAGUGGAUGACUUCUGCAAUGGCUACCACCAUAUGGCAUGCUGUAACUCACCACAAACAGGCCUGUGAUGUACAGUUAAAUAAAUACAGAUGUCAGAUAUAAGCUAUUAUAAUAAGCUGUAGUUAGGUGAUGAAUGACUUUUGGGUGAAGAAGCUUCAUUUACUCGUAAGAGUCUAAAUGUUGUCCACUUUUCUUGGAACACAUACCAUGUAAAGGGUAUGAAGGGUAUCAUGAGCAACCUCAUUAUGCUAUGAAAACAUUUUCCAGUGUUUGGGGAGAACAGUAGCUGACGAAAAAUGUAUUUUCAUCACAUGAACAAACCUUAAAGAAUCCUAGAAUGAUAUGGAGGAGUGUGAAAACACUAGGACACGUCCAGUAAGCGGUUAAUGCGCAGAACUAUAAAUGCAAAGCAAAAGCAAAUUGAUAACAAGAGAAAAGAUGCAAAGUGAUAUGAUCAGCGAUGGCUGCUGUUGCGUGUUACAGUUUCACGAAAGGUUGUUUACAAAAUGAAACCAUCAACAGGCCUUCUGAUUCAAAGAUAUUUGCAGAUUCAGGUUUGGAUUGAUGGGUGGCAUCAUCAGUAGAAAAAAAAGAAAAGUGAAAUGGUAUGGCUCCUUGUUAAACUGUUGUUGUGAUGCCCUGAAGCACGGAGCUGCAACUCUGACAAUUUCAGCCGAGCUGCCGGUAUCAGACUUCAGAGGUCGAAGUUUAAACGCGGCAGCUCCCAGGUGUGAAUGAGUGUUGCUAUCAAUUAGAGCAGCUGGAUGCUGAGAAAGUCAAGCGUGGUCAGCAACAGUACCUGAAGGAAGGAAAGUUUAAAAAAAAACACACUAGCAUCAAAGCUGACGUCUGUCCUCUCUCAUAUUACACAACAGAUUUCGCUUCAGCAGUCAGUCUUUGAAGUUCUUUUCAAAGACUUUUUUUUUCAGCCUUUAUGAUUCGUCUGUGCAUUUAAGGUGAUCUGAUUUGUUAUGAAGUGGGAGUUCUUUCAGUCAAUCAACAUUUAAACCAGUGUUGUGAUUGUUUUAGAUAAAGGCAGCAGAAGGUGUUGACAUUUUUAAUCAAUGCACUCAAAAGCAUUUCUCUAAAAAAAAAGAAAAAAAAAAAAAAAAAAAAACAUUGCAUUGCGCUAUGUAACCCUGAUUCAUCCCCCCAAAAAAAGCAUGUUUGUCAAAACAGGUUUGAAGAUGCAUUUGAGACAUUGUGCAGUGAUAAAGGCUCCAAGUUUGGUUCUAUUUUUGUUUUUGUACCUUAAUAGCUGAUUUAUCCAAGAGUUUUACAACCCAACAAGCAUUUAGAAGAUGUUCAGGGAGGUCACCAAUUCAUGGUUGACUGACACGAACACAACAAAACACUAGGGCACAUUAAAACUUGUGUCAGAAAUCAAAUGAUCAACGACUAAAACCUAAAUCUCAACCUUGAUUUCGGCAUUUGAAAGCUGAUGCAGGUGGACAUCAAAGUUUAACUCAAACAAACGUUUUUUAUCCAGAGAACGCCGUUGAAACAUGAACGAACCCAAAGAACGAAGAAAACAAUCACUGUAGAUCAGAGCAGUGUACUGUUUACUCUUUGGGGGGUAGUGAAGUCUUCAAAAUUCAGUUCCCUGCUGCUGCUAACUGGGGCCAAGUAAAAAACAUGUUUGUUGUUGCGGUAUCCAGUUUUAAUUAUCAUCUUUAUGCUGAUGAUGCAUGCGUAUAUUUCUGAGGCGUUGAAGGGACUCCAGCAGAAGUAUUUCCAACCUCGUGUACUUUAGGUAAAUGGGUAAAGCAAUUUACCAGGAGCAGUUUAUAUACUUGCUUUUUCACAAUGUGCUCACAUAGAUAAGCAGCAUUAUUCAUACCUGCUUACUUUAUGUCUACCUGUAGGGUCAAGAAAUAGAAGGCAGAUCAAGACAAGGCUAACGCCAGAACAGAGUCAUACUUUACUGCUCAUCUGUUUAUACAUCUUGCAUUUUGGUGGGAAGAGCAAUCAACGCUCCAUCAUGCACACACAUAUGUAUUGUUAAAAGCAAGUAUAUAAGCACUCUGACCCUCACAAGGUUUGUGGUUGUAUUCCCAAUGAAGACACCAAGGGCAAAAAUGUCAAUAUAAGCUCACUUUGGACAUGUGUGUCUUCUCUGCAGGGAAAACCGCGGUGUCAUUUUAACUCUGGUGGGCGGUAACGGAAAAAUCAACAAAUCAGGAAUUUCAAUUUUCAAAUUAAUAUCGGUAAAAACUUGGUAAUAGGAGUUGUAUUAUCCUGACAGUGUUGUGUCCUACCUGAACUUGUGGAUGUUGGUACAGUGGUGACAGUCACUGCGAUGUUAAUGGUGCUGAAAACGACUCUGUGUCAACAAUGAUUAUGUCAUGUCGAACAUGAUAAUGGCUAAUGUACAGAUAAUGCAUCAACCACCCAAUCGUGGGCCGAGGGAGCGAGGCUUCGCUCUCUCCGAUUGGGCAAUGAGCCAGUCCUUUGUCGUCGAGGUAAAAUAACAGUUAAAAGUGGUGCGCUGAAUAUAUAUAUAUAUCAACUUGAACAAAUCAUGUUAAAAAGUAAACAGUGAGUUUAAAAACUCAUAUCAUCUUUUAUUAAUUGAUGCAAGUAUUUAUGUUUAUUUAUUUUUGUAUUUGUUUUAUAUCUAUUUAUCUAUUGUUUACUCACUCGGUGGCCAUGUCUUUGGUAUGACUCUUAUAUUAAGAUGUAAAAACUGAAAAUAGAUUUUUUUUUACUCAUUCUAUAUAUCUGUAUAUAUAUACCAGCGUGGCGCUAUACUAGGAUGUGUGUAUGUGUAUGAGUACGUGUGCUUUGGUUUGUAUGUAUGUAUUGUAUGUACUGUAUGUAUGUCAGGAUGUGCUCUAAGUUCUUUUGAUAAUGCUGCUUAAACAUCCUCGGAGUGAACGAGCAGAAAAAUAAAACCAGUGGUGAAAAUAUCUAUGACGCUGUUAAAAAAGAACUCAACAAGCUGUGCUGAUAACUGUAGAUGGGAACAAUACUGUAGUAAACAUGGCUGAAACAGCCGUCCAAAAUAAAGUGCUGCGCCUUGUGUUUUCUUUUACAGCAUUCAACGUAGAAAGUUACUUUUUACACAUAUAUUGUUCUAAAGUACAAAGUUACCUGUUGCGAAGAUUUCCAGUUUGUUGUUUUAUUCUACAGGAGAGGGAAAUUUGUUACAUAUAUUGCACAGUAUGCGAUGGCUGUACAUGCUUUACUGAUUUACAUACUAAACACAUAGAAAAUUCACAAUAUGGUGCAGAUCUAUACAUUAAA
Messenger RNA from Larimichthys crocea (large yellow croaker), 6967 nucleotides. It is a transcript of the gene xkr7b, whose product is annotated as XK, Kell blood group complex subunit-related family, member 7b. The record is from RefSeq and is a predicted model, not a curated record. The transcript is spliced from 4 exons. NCBI's taxonomy places the organism in Eukaryota, Metazoa, Chordata, Actinopteri, Sciaenidae. Gene Ontology annotation, cellular component: plasma membrane. Gene Ontology annotation, biological process: engulfment of apoptotic cell; phosphatidylserine exposure on apoptotic cell surface; apoptotic process involved in development. The coding region runs from base 578 to 2413 and encodes 611 amino acids.